Molecule: messenger RNA, 207 nt
Organism: Mesorhabditis belari
Lineage: Eukaryota; Metazoa; Nematoda; Chromadorea; Rhabditida; Rhabditidae
Source: the annotation of a GenBank genome assembly
AUGAGAAGGGAAGAGCCGAGGAGAUUGUGCGGCAGAUUUUUGACGACCAAAGUGAAUCUGAUGUGCAAGGGUUGCACGAAACCGGUGGCCAACUCGAAUGGUGAAGUUGGUACUGGUUUCUCCGGCCUUGCGGACAUCUGUUGUUAUAAGGGAAAAUGCACGGAUUCAAUCGUCAAGCAACAUUGUGAUGAUGAUUGUAAAAACCAU